AUGCAAAUUAAAAUUUGGCGCUCUCAGCUUCGUUUUCAGAGACGGAACAGAGAAGAACAAGAAUAUGCAAGAGAAGAAGCAAAGAUGUGGGGCAAGAAGACAGAGACACAGAAACCGUCAGCAGAGAAGAUAUUUUCCCAGAGGGCAUCAAGAACUUUGUUCCUCUUUCUCUUCUCUUUUUUCUUGUUUUCAAACUUGCUGGCAGCCAACUGGUUUCCUAAAAGUCUGCCUUGUGAUGUGAUAGUAGAAGACAAAGGUGCUACAGUGGUUGUAGACUGCAGUGAUCGCCACUUGACUGACAUCCCACCUGGCAUUCCAUCCAAUACCACCAAUCUGACCUUAAACAUAAACCACAUUCCAAACAUUUCACCAGAAUCGUUUGGUAACCUGAAGGACCUGGUUGAGAUAGAUUUUCGAUGCAACUGUGUACCUCUUAUGCUGGGGCCAAAAGACCAUAUUUGCAAUGAAAGGUUAUCUAUUAAGAAUGGAAGUUUUUCUGCACUGCAUAAUUUAAGAUCACUUUAUUUAGAUGGAAAUAGGCUUUUAGAUUUCCCCAGUGCUCUUCCACCAAAAGUAGUGCUGUUGAGUCUGGAGGCAAAUAACAUAUUCUCUCUCUCCAAACAGAAUCUUUCAGAACUUAAAAAUAUUGAAAAUUUAUACCUUGGUCAGAACUGCUAUCACCGAAACCCUUGCAAUGUCUCUUUUUAUAUUGAAAAAGAUGCUUUUGAAGACUUAAAGAAUUUGACUGUUUUAUCUAUUAAAUCAAAUAAUUUAUCUUAUGUUCCUGGGGGGCUUUCGAGCAGUGUGAAAGAAUUGUACCUCUACAACAACAGAAUACAGUCUAUCGGAGAACAUGACUUACAGAAUCUGUACAAUUUAGAGAUUCUGGAUUUAAGUGGAAAUUGCCCUAGAUGCUAUAAUUCUCCAUUUCCGUGUACCCCAUGUGAAGGUGGGGCACCUAUCAUGAUACACCAAAAUGCUUUUGCCACCUUGAAAAAUCUACGGACCCUACGUCUUCACAGUAACUCACUGCGGAAAGUCUCAAGCGCAUGGUUUAAAAACUUUAAUAACCUCCAAGUGCUCGAUCUGUCACAAAAUUUCCUGGCAACGGAAAUUGCACAAGCUAAUUUUAUGAACCUUCCAAAACUAAAAGAACUAGACUUAUCCUUCAAUUUUGAUCUUCAAGAAUAUCCUAAAAGCUUACAGCUUUCAGGGUCAUUUUCCACAUUGCUCUCAUUGGAAACAUUGAGAAUCCGUGGUUAUGUAUUCCAGGAACUGAAGCAAAAAGAUCUGGCACCUUUGUUUAAAUUAAAAAACCUCACACUUUUGGAUCUAGGAACAAAUUUCAUCAAAGUAGCAGACUUUACCUUGUAUAAAAUGCUUUCUUCUCUUCAAACGCUUAUUCUCUCCAAUAAUAAAAUAUCUCCAUCUGGUGGCUCCAAUUCGGAUGCAUGUUCAAGGGUCAAUACACUUCCAGGACAAUAUGACAGAGCUUUCCAAGAUGUUCACUAUUUCAUGUUUGAUGAAAAUGCCCGUCGCUGUAAAUCCAAAAGAAAAGAGGAAUUCACUUUUGAGCUAUUUGUGAAUGAGGACUGUCAAACUUAUGGAAAGACGUUAGAUCUAAGUCAAAAUAAUUUUUUCUUUGUCAAUCCAGCAGACUUUACGGAUCUGGAUUUGGUUAAGUGCCUGAAUCUGUCAGGAAAUGCUAUUAGUCAGACUUUAAAUGGCACAGAAUUUAUUCCUCUACGAAACCUAAAAUAUCUGGAUUUUUCCAACAACCGCAUUGACCUUCUCUAUCAAACUGCAUUCCAAGAGCUUACGGAACUAGAAGUUCUGGAUCUUAGUUCCAACAAACAUUACUUUUUGGCAGAAGGGAUAACUCAUAUGCUAAAUUUUACAUCCAAUCUAAAAAAGUUAAAAAAGUUGAUGAUGAACUGGAAUGAAAUAUCCAGUUCAACAAAUAAUGAAAUGGUCAGUCAGUCACUUCACACCCUGGAGUUUAAGGGAAACUCCUUAUAUAUUUUAUGGAAAGAGGGAGAUAAAAGAUACUUAAACUUUUUUAAGAGACUUUCUAAGCUUUCUAAGCUGGACAUUUCCGACAAUUCCUUAGCCUCUAUUCCACCAGGUGUAUUUGAAGGUAUGCCUCCUAAACUCAUAGAACUUUGCUUGGCAAAAAACAAGUUAAAAACAUUUGACUGGGAAAAACUGCAUCUUUUGCAAAAGCUUGAAGUUUUGGACCUAAGUGACAAUUAUUUGACUGCUGUGCCUUCUGUGUUAUCCAAAUGCACCACUUCCAUCAAGAAACUUAUUUUAAGUAACAACAAAAUUAAAAAGUUAACUCAGCAGUUUCUCAAGAAUGCUUUCUCUUUAAAAUACUUGGACUUAAGUAACAACAAGAUUCGGUUUAUAGGUCAGUCCAGUUUUCCAGAGGAUGUUAUUGAUAACUUAGAUCUGUUAUUAAUAGGAGGCAACCCAUUUAAGUGCAACUGUGAUGCCAUAUGGCUUGUUUCUUGGAUAAAUCGCACAACUGUAACCAUUCCCAAUUUAGUAACUGAUGUUAUUUGCGCUGGCCCCGGGUCUCACAGAGGGAAGAGUCUGGUUCUCUUAGACAUGUAUACAUGUCGACAAAAUAACUAUGACAUCAUUUUAUUUUCUUUAUUUACAUCAUUCAUUAUUGGCCUUAUGUUGAUCUCCAUUUCAAGUCAUCUUUUCUACUGGGACUUCUGGUACAUAUAUCAUUUGUUGAAAGCCAAGGUUGAUGGAUAUAAGAGGCUUCCUAAAGUUUGCUAUGAUGCAUUUAUUGUCUAUGACACCAAGGAUGUUGCUGUAUCAGACUGGGUAUUAAAAGAACUGGUGAAUGUGCUUGAACAAAAAGGGGACAAAAUGUAUAACCUGUGUUUAGAAGAAAGAGAUUGGUUGCCAGGCCUGGCUUUUGUGGACAAUCUUUCAGAAAGUGUUCAGCUUAGCAGAAAAACUGUUUUCAUUCUAACAAGGAAAUAUAUUGAAACUGGACAUUUCAAAACCACGUUCUAUAUAGCCCACCAGCGUCUUAUUGAGGAAAGAACUGAUGUAAUUGUUUUAAUAUUUCUUGAAACAACUCUACAAAGGUCGCGGUAUCUCAGAUUGAGAAAGCGUCUGUGUCGAAGCUCAGUUCUGUAUUGGCCAUCCAAUCCGAAUUGUCAUAAUUACUUUUGGCAUUGCUUGAAAAUGACAUUAGCAUCAGAUAAUCAAAUGGCAUCUGAUAGGCUCUUGAAAGAGAGAAUAUAAGGGUUAUUGCUUUACCUACAGAGCAGUAGGAUCAGUGGACAAUUUGUACAAGGAAACCAUAUACAAGUCAAUGGCAUCAUAAUGUUGUGCAAUAUAUAUCAUAAUAUCAAUGUAUUUUGUAAAAAUGGCCUUAUCGCAUGAAAAA
Molecule: messenger RNA, 3412 nt
Organism: Spea bombifrons (plains spadefoot toad)
Lineage: Eukaryota; Metazoa; Chordata; Amphibia; Anura; Pelobatidae
Gene: TLR7
Product: toll like receptor 7
Exons: 2
Coding region: 1-3267 (1088 amino acids)
Biological process (GO): toll-like receptor signaling pathway; canonical NF-kappaB signal transduction; defense response to virus
Cellular component (GO): plasma membrane
Molecular function (GO): protein binding; pattern recognition receptor activity
Source: RefSeq, a predicted model, not a curated record